Molecule: messenger RNA, 507 nt
Organism: Lachancea mirantina
Lineage: Eukaryota; Fungi; Ascomycota; Saccharomycetes; Saccharomycetales; Saccharomycetaceae
Source: the annotation of a GenBank genome assembly
AUGAUUUUUAUUCUGAAAGAGAGGAGUGCGAUGAGCUACAAUCAAACAGUAAAUAUGGAGAAGUUGUGUGGCAUAUGUAGCACGAAAGAAGCGCGAUACAAGUGUCCGAAAUGUGGGAUCAGAUAUUGUUCCCUUGGUUGUUUUAAAGACGAGGUUAAACACUCUCAUACAGACAUCGAUGCUAAGAAAGAAGAAGAUGUGAUCAAAGAAGAAGUCAAAACGACCAAUGGCAUUAAAUCUUUGAAAUUUGAUUCAAUCUAUCAAAACUCAAAACAAUUACAGGACCUUCUGCAGUACAAGACUGUCAAAUUUCACUUAUACAAAGUUUACAAAAUUUUGAAUGUGAGAGCGGGAGCAUUAGGAACUUCUGAUCUCAGUUCAUCGGCAGAAUUGAAACGCCAACUGGCUGUGGACUACCUCAAUACUUUACGUGAAGGUGGAGUUCAUCAUAAUGAAGCUGUGGAAGACUUUUGUCAAUUAUGUCUCAAGCUUCUGAGCGAAGAUUAG